Dermochelys coriacea (leatherback sea turtle) is the source of this 1883-nucleotide messenger RNA. It is a transcript of the gene CHST12, whose product is annotated as carbohydrate sulfotransferase 12. Gene Ontology annotation, biological process: carbohydrate biosynthetic process; proteoglycan biosynthetic process. Lineage: Eukaryota; Metazoa; Chordata; Testudines; Dermochelyidae. Bases 282 to 1541 code for a protein of 419 amino acids. The record is from RefSeq and is a predicted model, not a curated record. Gene Ontology annotation, molecular function: sulfotransferase activity. The transcript is spliced from 3 exons. Gene Ontology annotation, cellular component: membrane.
GGAGGGACCGAGCGACGCCUGCGCUGGCCGGACCCCCCCGGCCGGCUUCUCGCGAGAGGCGGUGGCUCAGGGGGAGGAGUCGGGGUCGGGGUCGGGGCCGCCGCCGCUAGCCGAGCGGCUCCGGGCGGAGGCCCUGGAUGAUGAGACCUUUAUGAAGCCCAUCCCUUCACCAGUGGAUCAGCAGCAGGCUCCUUAUCAGCAGCACAAUGUGGUGUCCCAAGCAGCACUGUGUGAGGCUGAGGUGAACUCAGGAGAAAGAGACCACCCCAGCAACAGCUAGGAUGACCAAAGCACGGCUGUUCCGCCUCUCGGUGGUGCUGGGUUCCGUCUUCAUGAUCCUGCUGAUCAUUGUGUACUGGGACAACGUGGGGACAGCUCAUUUCUACCUGCACACGUCCUUCUCCAGGCCUCAUGCCCCGGACACUCCGCCCACCGCUGCUCAGGAUGAAGAACACAAAGGCUUGUUGGACAUGGAUGAGUUUUUAGAGAAGCUUCUGAGUUCUGGCCUGAGGCAGAAUGGUCCCUUGAACAGAAAGACGGAGCAGGCCCCAUUGCAAGGCUCCAGCAGGCCUGUCUUGGGCAACCUGGAGGAGAAUGUGAGAGGCUAUGACUGGUCCACCCGCAUUGCCAGAGUGAGCCUGGACCAGGAGAAGCUGCAGGCUGAGCGGCGGAGGGCGCUGCGGGAGUUCUGUGCCAAUUCCAGCUUCACCUUCCCAUCUAAGGAUCGUUCCUUCGACGACAUCCCCAACUACGAGCUGAACCACCUGAUUGUGGAUGACCGCCACGGCAUCAUCUACUGCUAUGUCCCCAAGGUGGCCUGCACCAACUGGAAGCGGGUGAUGAUCGUGCUGAGUGAGAGCCUGCUGGAUCAGGGUGUCCCCUACCGAGACCCCCUGGAUAUUCCCCGAGAGCAUGUCCACAACUCCAGCACCCACCUGACUUUCAACAAGUUCUGGCGCCGCUACGGGAAGUUCUCUCGCCACCUCAUGAAGAUCAAGCUGAAGAAAUACACCAAGUUCCUCUUUGUACGAGACCCCUUCGUGCGGCUCAUCUCUGCCUUCCGCAGCAAGUUCGAGCUAGAGAAUGAGGAGUUCUACCGACGCUUUGCCAUACCCAUGUUGAAGCUCUACUCCAACCACACCAACCUCCCCACGUCUGUUAGCGAGGCCUUCAAGGCGGGCCUCAAAGUCUCCUUCCCUGACUUCAUCCAGUACUUACUGGACCCCCGGACAGAGAAGAUGGCCCCUUUCAAUGAGCACUGGAGACAGGUUUACCGCUUGUGUCACCCAUGCCAGAUAGACUAUGACUUUGUCGGGAAGCUGGAGACCCUCAACGAAGAUGCAGCUCAUCUGCUGCAGCUUCUCAAGGUGGACAGACUCCUCCACUUCCCCCCCAGCUACCGGAACAGGACUGCCAGCAGCUGGGAGGAGGACUGGUUUGCCAAAAUUCCUCUGGCCUGGAGGCAGCAGCUCUACAAACUUUACGAGGCUGAUUUUGUACUCUUUGGCUACCCCAAGCCAGAAAAUCUUCUUAAAGACUAAAAGCAAUUGGAAAUUGGAGGGGCAGGAGGGGGAUUACCAAAAAUAUUUAAAACUUCACAGUAUCCUCCUCUUAAUCUCCCAACCCAGAAAGAUAAAAUUAAGUAUAUUUUUUCUAUUCAUCCCCUUCCAAAUUUGCAAGAAUCCAGGAUACUCCAGCCAGCUGUGAAUCACCAGAAGACCCCCCUCUCCCUUUGCAAUCAGACGACUUCCUCGUUCACUCUGUCGGCUCUGUCCUUCGGUCGCUUUUUAUUAAUACUUUUUAAAAAUUAAUAUAUUUAAAAUAUUUAAUACAAAUUGUGUGUUGCGGGGGAGGAAGAAGUGGAGUAAAAAACAAAGCCCCUG